ACCAUAGUGUUAGUGCAGCGGUGUUGAAGUCGUGCAUGAGCGGUGUGGCUGACUGCAUCGGCAUUUUUCAUUCAUUGCCGGACGGCAUAGGCAAGUUGCGGUCGAGUUCAAGUUUGAGAUACCUAUGUAAACCUGCAAAAGUGAGAAAAUGCGCUUGUGUGUGUGUGUAUGAGAGAAAGAGAGAUGCAACAGUGAAAAGUGUUGAGCGAGAGUGCGACUAGAAUUGGCAUGCAAAGAAGGGGGUGUUGGUUGAAAGUGGGGAUUGGUAAUUUGAAAUCUGAAACUCCUAAGGUGAUAAGUAUAAUUAAUAUCUACAUAGGUGUUAUAUGAUGUAAUGUUAUGCAUUUUAAUGCGAUGUGAUGUCAUGUGAUUUAGCACAUCACUUUAUUAUUUUUUGUUAUUUGGGUAUGGUGCGUGCAUAACGUGAUGUGAAUGUGACAUUACAUAAAAUCGUUAGUAGUAGUGGAACUUAAGAAACAAUUCCAUGGCGUGAUAAAAAUGCGUUACUACAAUGUGAAUUUCCGCCGAUGUGAUGUGGAGAUCUUGGGAAAUUUCAAAUUAUGUUAAGUCCAUACUUCGAGAGCUUAAAAUCCUUAAAAAUUGUAUAUAUUUAGUUCAUAUCGCAUAAUGCUGACACGAUUUGUGUACUUUAGUAAGGUGAAAUUAUUUGAUACGUUGGUGAUGUGAUCUGAUGCUGGCGUGUUAUAAGGUUAAUCGGAAUUCGGUGACAAGGAAAACUAUUCCAAAACAUAUAUGUAUGCAUACAUACAUAAAACAACACUACUAAGAGAUGUAGUGCUUAAGCUGUUCAGGUCUAGGUCCUCAACUAACGAAAUAAUCUAAGAGCGGACUGUUUGCUUGGUGUCGGCCUACCAAGUAAUACCUAAGGACUCUUUCUGAGUCACUCAUUUGCUUCCGUCAAAGUGUUAUCUAGAUAAUGUAGGAAUCUUCGACAUUCUGUCACGCGACCCAGUAGAUAGUUUGUCGGGAUGUUGAUUAAGAUAUAGUACUGAUAGGUGAGGUUAGCUUGACUCAUCCGUACGAUCCCACAUAGACCAUUAGUUGAUCCCUAUUUUUACCAAGAAAAUCGAAGCAUAUGGUUAAACCUUAGUCAUCAUGCAUUUUUAGAAAGUUUUAUGAGUUUUAUAGUCCUUUGAUAUGCUGUUCCUUUCAGUGAGUAGAAGGAUAUUAAAGGGAGUUUCGAAAUUUUUUACACAGUGUCGAGUUAGUUGCUGAUGACCUAUGGCACAUCAGCACAAGUCUGUCAGCAGUCCUAAGACUUCCCACUUUAUAAGCUGAGCAGAUAUUUAGUUGUUUAUUUUUCGUCGUGAUGUACGUGUUAUAGCAAAGAAAGAGAAUUCAACUUUAAAAGUGAUGUCAGCUCGUGAUGUAAUAUCAUUUGAAGUUCCAAGGAAUGUGUUUAUACAUAAGUUCGGGUGAUGUCAUAAGGCCUUGAGCGCCAGAGUAGCCUGUCUGCUAAACUUCUGCUGCUUUUUCUGACCUUCUGAAUGACUGUCCCCUGACGUGGGCGAUAAACUCGUUCAAACCCUUCAAAUCUCCAGGACCGCAUGGCAUCAUACCCGCGCAGCUGCAAAAUGCUGCGGCGGUGCCGUGCCAUUGGCUAGACCCCAAUCUACGCGAACUGCGUAAGAUACGGGUAUAUUCCCAGGGGUUGGAGGGUCGUCAAGGUGGGGUUCAUCCCGUAGGGCGGAAAGAGUUCUCAUGUGACCGCCAAGGAUUUCCGGCCAAUCAGUCUCUCAUCAUUUCUACUGAAAACGCUAGAUAGGCUGGGUGACCUGCAAACAAAGAGCGUGAUUCCUCGAAAUCGCCUAUCAAGAGUUCAUCAUGAUUGUUGUAGUGGUAGGUCGGUAGAAACCGCUCUACAGGCAGACAGAGGCGGAUAGAAGAAGCCUUCAUUGGCCUGAAAAGGCGCUCGUGAAACAUGAUCGCCAGGUAAAGAGUGGCUAUGUGUGGCAUUGAUGCGCGAUCGUAAGGUCCUUCUGUCCGAGAGUGGACAGGGGGCGUAGAGGGCAAUCCUCACACUCACAAAGCCACAGCUCUCACUUUUGGUGGGAGUUUUAACGGGUCACUGUCCAAAUCGGUAUGCACGCAGUAAGGCUGAGCAUACUACCGGACCCCGUAUAUCGCAGUUGCCGCUAAGAUGACGAGUUGGAAUGACCACAAUACCACCUCGUUAAGUGCCCAGCGUUUGCGAGGGUAAGGUUGAAGUACUUUGGCUCUCACAUCCUUAGUAGCCCCGAGGAGCUCUGGGGCAUUGAAAUUAGCCGAAUCCUAAUUAAAUAUUCGGCUCGGGGCGUUUUAUCUAUUAAGUAUUGGGUGGCGUUCAGAGUGUGGUAUUACAGAGGAAAAUAUCCUAAUUGUCCAAGCGAGUCCCCAUUACACGGGGCUGCCACCAAACCUAACCUAUGUAUGUUUAUAUCAGUGGUACACACCGAGACGCAAAUAGUCAUGCGACUUGAUAUUGAUGUGAUGUGAUAUGAGGCGAAGAGAUAACUUACUUGCCUGCCAUAUUUAAGAGUUUAUUGAGAGCGAGGAGAGUUAUAAAAGUGUUUGAGAAAAACGAGUGCUAUUUCGCAUCAAUUGCGCUCAGGGCUUGAGCCAGUCACCCAAUUAUAAUAGCAAUAAUAAGGCAUUCCUACUCGACUUGGCAUAGCGAUACUAUCAGCAUUGGCGUCGUCGUCAUUCAUUCUAGCCACUUUGCGUGCUCACUUACAGAAACUCAACACACCUUAAACCUAUACUAAAUUUAAUGAGCGGUAAAAUGCAUGUGUUGGAGAGAGCGCAUCAGCUACACCAACACUUUGUUGUUAGCGGUCGGGGUGCACAAGGUGCAAUUCAAAUACGAAGUGUACAAUGCGAAUAACCGAUAAAGCAAGCGACUAAAGAAAAGGUACAUACUACAAUUAGCAAUGAAGAAUAACGUAGAGAGGUGUAAAGUAUUCGGUUAUUCGAUUAGUGAAGUGGCAAGUGGUGAAAUGCGUUUAAAAUGCAAUAGUAUGUAUGUAAGCUGAAAUGCCGAUUGUGGGGCUGCGUUGGUGUAGGUGAGAGAAGUGCAUACACCACGAAACAAAGCAAUAAACAAAAUGCUAAAUGCAAACUGGGAAGAGUGUAUUCAUAUAAAAGUCAAGAGUAUACGUUUGUCUAAGUGUUGCGGAGCAGAUACGAAUAUUCUGCCAGUAGUCGGCAGCUGUGGUGAAUUGUGUUCACAAAAAUAUACUUCAACAACGGCGUUUGCGCUGCUAUUUUGCCUUUUGCCUCUGUAUCAACGUUUGCUGUUGUCUGCUCAAAAAUCGCUUUCAUUGAUUUCAGUGUUUGUUUGGACUUCAACGUUAGCGGUGGAUAAUUCGGUUGAUAAUACGAACAUAUUCGCUUGUACAUAUAUGUAUAUACACCAACUAUAUACGGCAGCGUAGAGGCAGAGGCGAGCGAGACCGCUUUUGAACAAUAGCAAAAUAGAAAAACGCUACACAGUGCUACGACUUUAGAAUGAAAAAAAACAUACCUACAUAGUACAUACUAAGUGCAUAGUUGCAUACAUAUGUAUGUAUGUACAAACAUACAAAGUAACAAGUGCAAGCGAACAUCAAUGGUUUUUUAUAUGAUGUUACGAGUGAUGUACUAGAAAAAAAAGUUUAAAAUUUUGAAUAUUCUUUCGAAUACGGAAACCUGCAAAGAAAAAGUAGCUGAAAAUUACCUGAAAGUACCUACAAUUUUUGAAGACAAAAAAACCAUAAAAUUAAAACUAAAUCAAACCAGCUUGAAAAUAAAAGUAAGUGCCACCAGCAGUCGGGCGCCGUUGUUAUUGUAAAUAUUCGACGAUUUUUUCGAAAGUUUUCCUUUUACGCGAACGUUAGCUUGUGCCGCGGCGCGUUAUUUGACGCGAAUUAAAGCGCGAGCGGGUAGCGAGGCAUAUCUACAUAUAUGCUAAACAACAACAGUAACAACUCGUUUGCAAGUGAAUGCUAAAUCAAUGAGCAAAUGUUAAGUGCAAUUUUAACAACAACAACAGCGCCGUGCUGUUGAAAAUUUUUACGACAGUUUUUAUUUUUUUUAUUUUGGUUCUAAAAUUUACCACAAAAGUGCAAUUUCAACGACAACAACUCAGUGUUUCGCGUGUGUGUGUGUGUGUGCGUGUGCCUGUGUGUGUACGCGCGCCUUCUAAACGAAAUGUUUGUGUCUAACUAUAGCUGCUAGUUUAGCUAGAACGCUGCGUGGCGCGCUUGUAUCGCGUGGGAAAAGUGCAUUUCCGCUUGUUUUCGAGCGCACUUUCAAAGUAGAAAAUAAAAAUAAGCACAUUUUGAAAAAAAAAAAAUAAAAAUACAUAAUUGUGUGCGACUUUUGCUUGCAUAUAAAUGCACGUGAAAACGAAAUUUGCAUGUGCACAAAUGGCGUUUGGCAUGAAGAUGAUUAAAAUGUAAGUGAUUUGCAAGCGAAAAUAAAUUUUUGAAUUUAAAAUUUUUUAUGCAAAAAAAUUUUUUUGUGCUAGUUAAAAUUCACGAAUAGUAUACAGAAAGGCAAAAUAUAAAUAUAACGAAAUUAAAAAAAGGAAAUCAAUCGCAAAAAAUGUUGCAAAUUUCAACACUUCAACACUUCAAAUCCAAUUUCGCUGUUGCUAAAAAUGUGUGUUACUUGAAUCCAAAAAUACGCCACCACCAGAAACUAGCAAACAUCGUAGCAUAAGAGACAGUGUCAAAGCCGCAUCAGCGGGCAAAAACGAAAAGAAAUAAAUUUCAGAAAUUAAUUUAAAAAAGUCUUGACGAAAUGUACUUGCGUUCGUAAAAUUUGCAAAUUAACAGCAGAAGAAAACAGCAGCAGACAGUCAGCCAGCGUGUAGAGAAAGCGCAAUCAGUGGAAGCAGGCAAGCAAUCGAUACUUAGCUGAAAAGGCAAACAAGUGGUGCGGCAAAGUGACAAUAUACAUACAUACAUAUGUAUGCGUGAAGUUGGCCGAAGAAACAACAACAAAACACUGCCACAAAAAAAGGCACAUCAUGAAGUCAGUGUCGCACAAAUGUAAUAAGAAUAAACAACAAAGACAAAGCACUCAUACGCGCAGCAGCCGCGCUACGCACUUGCCUACUUGUCUUACUGCUGCCGCUUAAAGAUCAUAAGCCAGCAGUGGCAUCAUAACAAUCGGCUAAAAGAAUCUCGUGUCUGCUGCUGCCACCUUGCCUCAGCGCCUCUAUAUAGGCAACGUCGUUGUCUGCUGCUUGCAGUUACCGAAACAAUAAAAAUAACAGACGUACGUUGCUUGCCAACAGUCUACUUACAUACAUACAUAUGUACAUACAUAAACUGUGCUUUCUUACUUACUUGUAUGCUGGUGUCGUCUUAAGCGCCACUGGCGUCUGAAACUUAUAUAAAAGUUAGAUAGCAGCAGCAGCAGCAUCCGACAGAUACGUGGCUCGUAUCAACCACCCACUUACCUACAAACCUGUCGAUUGUGCGUGGCAUGUGUCUGUGUGGUCGCCCGUCGUCGGUAUCCCGAAGGUGCGUCUGGCAUUUUACCCAUAUUUUCAUGCUCGUCGUCUUGUUUUUUUUUUUUGGAAUAUCGACAUAACUGCUGCGACUGCUGCAUGUAACUGUCUGCUCAAGGUCUAUUCAACAACAAGAUGAACAACAACAAUAAAAAGCUAUUAUAUGCCAGCCAGCAAUCAUAAAAAAAUAACAGCUGAGCUGCGCUGCGCCUGAACGAAAGUCUGUUGGUGUCCGUCUGGAGCCGAAACAAAGCAAGUGAAGAAGAAAUUCUGCGUUUUUCUUGUGUUUUAGAAAACUUAGAGAGCAGGCAAAAUAAAAACUGUGGCAAGCAGUGAAGACAAAUAGCAAUAAAAAAAAAAAGAAAAUAGUUUUCCUCUUCUGCUCGAUUGCGUCUGCAGUUAUUCGUUUAACUGCGACGCCGCCUCCUCGGGGACACAUUUGUAUGCGUAAACGCAACUACAGCAGACAGUAAAGCCAGACCGUCAGCCAGCAAUAGCGAAAACAAGCGCUUGGAGCGUUGCAAGAGAUAUGGCAAAAUAGAUUGGCAGAGGGAGGUUUCGGAAAAACUGUGGCUGUCUUUUGUUGGAGAGGAAGAGAACAAAUAAAUAGAUACAUGCUUGGCAGAGCACAUAAAUCCUGCAAUAAAGAUUAAUUACACUACUACAGUUUAAUACCAUUUUUUUUUUGGUAACGGAGAUUAAAAAAAAUGGAGGCGGAAAAAUAAAGAAAAGAAGAGCAAACUCGGCAGAAUAAGCGAAAUCACUAAGAAAACUUGGAAUAAAAUUUUAGAGCAAUAAAAACUUCCAAGUCUUAAGAAAUAUUUGCUGUUUUCUAACAUCAAUUAGAAAAUCAUUCGGAGUAAACAAUUAAAAAAGGAAACAGCACAUAAAAGCUACUGCCUUUAGUUACAAGUCUUUAUGCGCCGCGCACACAUAAUUUUCUGCCGGUAACCUGUCACCAGUCAGCACACAAAUGUGUAACCCAAUUUACAAAAAAAUGGCCUUAAAAUAAAUUUAAACACACAAGUUAAAAACAACCAUUUAUUUUAAAAAUAAAUUUUUAAUUUAAAUUUGCACAAAAUUUAAACCUACAACACCUCAUCUACAAAGCGUACUUGAAAUUAGUAAACAAAAAAACCAAAAAACAAACCUACAACCAAAUCAGGCUACCUUCAACAAACAAGUACCGAAAAGCGUUAAAUCCCCCCCAAAAAAAAACCUAAAUGGAUUUAUAUUGCUAUCAACCGACGCCACCUGCCUCACUCAUGGAUUAUCCCGUUGGACCGCAUCAAUUACAAAACACCAACGGCAUUGGCAUCAAUAAUACCAAUGCAUAUUUCGCCAACAUUUAUACGAAUGGUGGCGGCAACAACAGCAACAACAAUACUAAUAAUAGUAACAACAAUAACAGCAGUAAUCAUUAUAAUCAUCAUAGUAAUAGUGAUAGUUCAUCGGUGGCGACAACCACGACGACAGCAACAAAUUUUGGUGAUUGCAUUGGAUUGGAGCGAGCAUUCGAUUUCUACAGCGAUAGAGGUAUGUUUCCAAAAUGUUUUACUGAUGACUAUAUUUCCGCAAGCGAAAUGGGUAUGUUUCUAACGCCAAGUGAUGCAAAGAGUCAAAUUUAACUUGCUACCCAAGUAAGAUCCCCUAAUUACGUAGGUACUGAAAAGUAUAUUUUAGUAACAAAUAGGGCUAUAUAAUUUUAGUAAUCAUAAUUGAAAAUUACGGCUUCCUGUGACUUAAAAAAUUACUUUCAAAUGCCAGCAAACGAACAGCAAAAUAAAGUAAAUAAAAAAGCAUAGCUUUAUGAUCAAUAUUUUGUAUUACUUUAGCAUAAAAAAUCCCAUAAUUGCAUAGGUCCCAAAAGUAUAUUUUAGUAACAAAAAAGUUACCAACAUAAU
Molecule: messenger RNA, 7401 nt
Organism: Rhagoletis pomonella (apple maggot)
Lineage: Eukaryota; Metazoa; Arthropoda; Insecta; Diptera; Tephritidae
Product: nitric oxide synthase-interacting protein homolog
Exons: 3
Coding region: 6721-7125 (134 amino acids)
Source: RefSeq, a predicted model, not a curated record